Molecule: messenger RNA, 1967 nt
Organism: Carassius carassius (crucian carp)
Lineage: Eukaryota; Metazoa; Chordata; Actinopteri; Cypriniformes; Cyprinidae
Product: major facilitator superfamily domain-containing protein 6-like
Exons: 2
Coding region: 201-1835 (544 amino acids)
Cellular component (GO): membrane
Source: RefSeq, a predicted model, not a curated record
UAGAGUUUGCUCGAUACGCUGAGGUCGGCCAUUGGUUGUUUUUCAAAGAGAAAGAAAACUUGUUACACUUUACCUGGAUACGGUGUGGACAUGAAAAGCCAACGAAACCCUUAAUCGACAAUAUUCUGUCAAGCAAACCAUGAGUUUACGGUUACGUUAGACUACGAUAGAUCUCAGAGCGCUAACUGAAGUCGACAAACAUGAUGAAGAAGGGAGCAAUGCAGAAGAGCAAGCAGUGGAAUGUGAAGGCGGCUUUGCGGCUGUCAGGUCUCUUUCACUUCCUCCAUUCCUGUGGCUCUGGUUGCCUUCUUCCCUUCCUGACCCUCUACUUCCGAAACUUGGGUCUCAGCGCCACCAUGAUUGGUAUCAUCAUGGCGUCCAAGCACCUGCUCGCUCUGUUGUGGCGCCCGUUCUCCAGUGUCCUUGCCAGACAGUACGACAAGCGGCGGGCGGUCAUAGUGGGCUCUCUGCUCUGCUCUGCAUUGGUGGUUUUGACUCUUUUGCUCUUCCCGUCCACAGGAAGCCAAGCUGAAAGUGGACGGUGUAACACUAGUCAACCCGAUGCUGAUCCCACUGCCAUUCUAGAGAGGACUAUGGUCCCAUCGCAAUCAAACGCUACUGUUAACUCUAUAAAUCAAACAUCUGUAAGUACCGAGCCCUCUGUUGAAGUUACCCCACUUGUAAGCUCCAACUGGUCAGCAAGAGGCCUAAAAACUUUGAAGAAGCCUGAACAGGAAGAAGAUCCUCACAGUGAGUUCCUUGGGAGCCUAAAGGUGAUGGAUGCCCGGCAUCAGAUGUUCUUUCUGGUUCUCAUUGUGAUGGGUUUAUGGGAGUUAAUGGCCGCCCCAUUGGAGUGGACAGCGGAUGAUGGACUCUACGAAUACUUGGAUUUCGUAGAUGCCACCGAUCACUAUAAUGGUGUGAAGGUCUGGAAGCCACUUGGAGCUGCUUUUGGCAACUGUGUGGUUGGGGUUCUUGUAACCAGCCUGUUUUGUCUUACAGGAACUACAUUGGAGUUUUACUCCUACACUGUAUUUAUGAUCCUAACCAUCCCAACAGCUGUGCUGCUACCUAUCUACCUCCGCAAGCGUGAGCGGCCCACUAGUGGAGGCUUUAAGGCACUACAAUUGGUGCAUGGGAACUUGCAGGCAAUACUUUAUGCAACCACUGUCAUCUUGAUGGGCAUGGUGAGCUCAGCUGUGUCAGAUUUCCUCUUAUGGCACAUGCAGGACUGCGGUGCAACCGAAAUCCACAUGGGCAUCUCUUUAGCCUUGGCGCACUUAAGCCAAACUGGCUUUGCUCUAUUUGCUGGGCGUCUCUCACUGUUUCUAAAGUGCAAUGGUUGGUUGCUAGUACUCGCCGUUGUUAGUUUAGCCCUGCAGUCUCUUUAUUAUUCCUUCCUGUGGGGCCCGUGGGCUGUAAUACCCGCUCAACUGCUGGCAGGCUUCAGCACUGGCGCCCUCUGGAGGUCCGUAACAUUGCAAAGUGAAGACAUCGCCACUCCCGGCAUGGAAAAGACCAUUUUAAGGCUGUUUGAGGUGCUUUCUCUGGAGUUGGGAGCUGCGUUUGGCAGUCUAGCAGCUGGGUUUGUGGUGCAAAAUUUUGGGGUCCAGGUGCUUUUCCAAGGCACUGCAGUCACUCUGGCUUUGUGGAGCAGCGCUCUUGCCGUACUCAAGUGGAAGAUUCCUCGGCAGCGCCGGAUAAACUACUCACGCCUGCUGGCCGCCAACACAGAGAUGAGCGAGUCUGAGUCAGACCAGGAGAAAGACUGGCUUGAGACGGCUAUGGAAGACGACACCAGGGGGAUCAACAAGUGGACAGCGGAUCAAUCUUAAUCAAUGGAAACAAAGACUGAUUUAUUAACAGAAGGCAAAUUAAAAGAACUAAGAGUGUAAUAACACUGGAACUCUUCAGUACACUGAAAAAAUAUAUAUUUUCUUACUAUGUAUUUUUGUCUUGUUUUCCAU